This is a messenger RNA of Zonotrichia leucophrys gambelii, 3014 nucleotides long. RefSeq names its product RNA binding motif protein 15 (gene RBM15). Lineage: Eukaryota; Metazoa; Chordata; Aves; Passeriformes; Passerellidae. Bases 63 to 2885 code for a protein of 940 amino acids. Gene Ontology annotation, cellular component: nucleus. Gene Ontology annotation, molecular function: mRNA binding. The record is from RefSeq and is a predicted model, not a curated record. The transcript has a single exon. Gene Ontology annotation, biological process: regulation of alternative mRNA splicing, via spliceosome.
UGGCGGCGGGUGCGUGAGCGGGGCGGUCGGGGAGGCCCGGCGGGAGCGCGGCCGCCGCCGCCAUGAAGGGCAAGGAGCGCUCGCCCGCCAAGGCCAAGCGCUCCCGGGGCGGCGAGGACUCGGCGUCCUCCUCCUCCUCCUCGCGCGGCAGCAAGAAGCCGAGCGGCUCGUCCGGCGGAGGCGGCGGCUCCAACGGCGGGAAAGCGGCGGCGGCGUCCGGCGAGAGCAACAGCGGGAGCGGCCGGCGCGGCGCCCACGCGGACAAGGGCGGCCGCGCCGGCAGCCGCGAGUACGAGAGCGGUUCGGCGGCGGCCGCGGGCGGCGGGGGCCGGCACGGCUACAGCGGUAAAACCGCGGAGGCGUCGCGAAGCAGCAGCAGCCGCGGCGGCGAAUCGCGAGCGGCCGCUGCCGCCUCCUCCUCGUCCUCCUCGUCGGAGCCGGGCGGCGGCGAGUACAAGACGCUGAAGAUCAGCGAGCUGGGCUCGGCGCUGAGCGACGAGGCGGUGGAGGACGGGCUCUUCCACGAGUUCAAGCGCUUCGGAGACGUGAGCGUCAAGAUCAGCCGGCUCCCUCCCGGCGCCGGCGCCGCCGACGAGCGCGUGGCCUUCGUCAACUUCCGCCGGCCCGAGGACGCGCGGGCCGCCAAGCACGCCCGCGGCCGCCUCGUGCUCUACGACCGCCCGCUCAAGAUCGAGGCCGUCUAUGUCGGCGGAGGCAGCGGCCGCCGGCGCAGCAGCCGCUCCCCGGCGCUGCUGGACAAGGAGUCUCCCUACGGCACGGCGGCGGUCGGCGCGGUGGCGGCCGCCGUGCGGCACCCGCCGGCCGGGGCCGCGCAGCGAGCGCUGUCCCCGGCGGGCAGCGGAGGAGCUUUGGGAUACCGGGACUACCGGCUGCAGCAGCUCGCCCUGGGCCGGCUCCCGCCGCCGCCGCCGCUGCCGAGGGAGCUGGAGAGGGAGCGGGACUACGGCGGCUUCUACGAGGCGCGGGUGCGGCCGGCCUAUGGGCUGGAGCGCGUGGCCGGUGUGGCGGCGGCCGGGGGGUUCCGCGGAGGAGGAGGAGGAGGUGCCGGAGCGGCCACCGAGGAGGAGAUCAGCCCCGAGGAUGACCAGAGAGCCAACCGCACGCUGUUCCUGGGCAACCUGGACAUCACCGUGAGCGAGUCGGACUUGCGGCGAGCGUUUGACCGUUUUGGGGUCAUCACUGAGGUGGACAUCAAGAGGCCGGGGCGUGGGCAGACCAGCACCUAUGGGUUUCUUAAGUUUGAGAAUCUGGACAUGGCACACCGGGCCAAGUUGGCCAUGUCAGGGAAGGUGCUGCUGCGCAACCCCAUCAAGAUCGGGUACGGCAAAGCCACCCCGACCACCCGGCUCUGGGUGGGCGGCCUGGGGCCCUGGGUGCCCUUGGCUGCCCUGGCCAGGGAGUUUGAUCGGUUUGGCACCAUCCGCACCAUCGAUUACCGCAAAGGGGAUUCCUGGGCCUAUAUCCAGUACGAGAGUCUGGACGCUGCCCAGGCAGCCUGCACCCACAUGCGGGGCUUCCCCCUGGGGGGGCCGGAUCGCCGGCUCCGCGUGGACUUUGCCGACACGGAGCAUCGGUACCAGCAGCCCUACCUGCAGCCCCUGCCCUUGCCACCUCCAGCUCAUUACGAGCUCGUGGCGGAGGCGGCUGCUUUUGGGGCUCACCGGGGAGCCCCCCCUGACCCUCUGCGGGGGGCCCGGGACAGGACGCCACCUUUGCUCUAUAGAGACCGUGACAGAGACCUUUAUUCUGAGACAGAGUGGGUGCCCCCGCCGCCCCCUGUGCGGGACCGGAGUAAUCGGGCAGCUGCCUAUGACCCACUGGAAAGCCUGGAGCGCCGCCGGGACGGUUGGUCCUUGGAGCGGGACCGGGAGAGGGAGCUGGGCAGUAGCAGUAGGGAUCAGCCUAGGAAACGGAGGCUGGCCGAGGAUGGAGGCCGGCACUUGGACCGUUCCCCUGACAGCGAGCGCUCCUCUUCCUCCCGAAAGCGCCAUUGCUUGGCCACGACCUCUCCCCCGGACCGCAGCCCCGAGCUCCUGGGGGGCCGGGAGCGUUACAGUAGUGACCCUGAGCGCUCAUCCCGCUUGCUCCUCGUGGAGCGACCGUCCCCCAUCCGGGAGUCCCGCCGGGGCAGCCUGGAGCGGGGGCAGAACGAAAAGCGCGACCGCAAGAAUUCCGCAGAGCGGGAGCGCAAGCAUCGCGCCGCUGCUGCUGCCCAGGAGUGCAAAAGUCCGGCCAAAAAGGACGAGAGGGCAGCAGAGGGUGGUGGUGGAGGCUCCCGGCUCAAACCUCCUCCCCAAAAACAGCAGCAGGAUGGAGCAGCGCAGGCCGGGGCGGCGCCCAAGCUGUGCUUGGCUUGGCAGGGGAUGCUCCUGCUGAAGAACAGCAACUUCCCGUCCAACAUGCACCUGCUCCAGGGGGACCUCGGAGUCGCCAGCAGCCUCCUGGUGGAGGGAGCGACUGGUGGGAAAGUGGCUCAGCUCAAGAUCACCCAACGUCUCCGUCUGGACCAGCCCAAGUUGGACGAGGUCAACCGGCGCAUCAAGGUGGCGGGUCCCAAUGGAUACGCCAUCCUGCUGGCCGUGCCCGGCGCCUCCGACAGCCGCCCCGCAGCCGGGGCUGCCGAGGCCGCCACCACCUCCACGCAGAGGCCGCUCAGGAAUCUGGUGUCCUACCUAAAGCAAAAGCAGGCUGCUGGGGUGAUCAGCCUCCCUGUAGGGGGGAACAAAGACAAGGAGAACAGCGGGGUCCUGCACGCCUUUCCGCCCUGCGACUUCUCCCAGCAGUUCCUGGACUCCACGGCCAAGGCGUUGGCCAAAUCAGAGGACGACUAUCUGGUCAUGAUCAUUGUCCGUGGGGCAUCCUAAGGCCCUCAUGUUCUGUUCCCAACCCUGCCUACUCCUCCAUGCAGCCCCUCCAGCGUGUGCCAGGUGCUAUGGGAUACAGCCUUAGCCAGCCCUGUCGUUAUUUUAAAUAGAUCUUUGUUUGUAGGUGAC